Lemur catta (Ring-tailed lemur) is the source of this 2007-nucleotide messenger RNA. It is a transcript of the gene KAZALD1, whose product is annotated as Kazal type serine peptidase inhibitor domain 1. Lineage: Eukaryota; Metazoa; Chordata; Mammalia; Primates; Lemuridae. Gene Ontology annotation, molecular function: insulin-like growth factor binding. Gene Ontology annotation, biological process: regulation of signal transduction; regulation of cell growth. Gene Ontology annotation, cellular component: extracellular region. The record is from RefSeq and is a predicted model, not a curated record. The coding region runs from base 295 to 1236 and encodes 313 amino acids. The transcript is spliced from 5 exons.
GGCUAGGGGGAAAUGGCCUGGGAAGGUCCCGUGCGGCUGCAUAAAAUUGGCAGACUCAGAACUAGGGGGAAGGCGGGUGUGCGACGUCGAGGGGCGGGGAGAGGGGGCGGAGGAGCUGCUCUCUGAAUCCAAAUCCGUAGGCCCUCAGAAAUCCUCAGGCGGGUGCAGAGGUGGCUUGGCGGGCCCAGCUGACCGUGCACCUCUGCUUUCUUUCCAUCACCUCCUUUUUCGGACUGGAAUCACGACUGCUCCCAAGGGCCCAGUCCUGGACACUAGGGUGCCACGAACGCGCUGAUGCCCGAGUGCUCACAGGGCUUCCAGCUAACCAUGCCGCAGUCCCUGGCAACUGCCUUGGCGCUGCCCCUGCUGCUGCUAUUGCUGGUGGUGCGGACGCCGCCCCCGACCGGCGCAAGGCCAUCCCCAGGCCCGGAUUACCUGCGGCGUGGCUGGCUGCGGCUACUAGCUGAGGGCGAGGGCUGCGCUCCCUGCCAGGCAGAAGAGUGCGCCGCGCCGCGCGGCUGCCUGGCGGGCUGGGUGCGCGACGUGUGCGGCUGCUGCUGGGAAUGCGCCAAUCUCGAGGGUCAGCUCUGCGAUCUGGACCCCAGUGCUCACUUCUACGGGCGCUGCGGCGAGCAGCUUGAGUGCCGGUUGGACGCAGGCGGCGACCUGAGCCGCGGAGAGGUGCCGGAGCCGCUGUGUGCCUGCCGCUUGCAGCACCCGCUCUGCGGGUCCGACGGCCGCACCUACGCCCAGAUUUGCCGGCUGCAGGAGGCCGCCCGCGCUCGGCCCGAAGCCAACCUCACUGUAGCGCACCCGGGGCCCUGCGAAUCGGAGCCCCAGAUUGUGUCACACCCAUACGACAUUUGGAAUGUGACAGGGCAGGACGUGAUCUUUGGCUGUGAGGUGUUUGCCUACCCCAUGGCCUCCAUCGAGUGGAGGAAGGACGGCUUGGACAUCCAGCUGCCAGGAGAUGACCCCCACAUCUCUGUGCAGUUUAGGGGAGGACCCCAGAAGUUUGAGGUGACUGGUUGGCUGCAGAUCCAGGCUGUGCGUCCCAGUGAUGAGGGCACCUACCGCUGCCUUGCCCGCAAUGCCUUGGGUCAGGUCGAGGCUCCUGCUAGCCUGACAGUGCUCACACCAGAUCAGCUGAACUCUACAGGCAUCCCCCAGCUGCGGUCACUAAACCUGGCUCCUGAGGAGGAGGCUGAGAGUGAAGACAGCGAGGAUUACUACUAGGUCCAGAGCUUGGGCUCAUUGGGGUGGGUGAGCAGGCAUGAGCUCAAUCCCUGCUCUUAAAAAGACCUGGAAAGGGGGAACAGGGUCCCUUCAUGGAUUGACUUUAAUGCUCUUAGUAGGGGUGAUCAUGGUGGUUGGGGGUCUACUUGUCUCCAGGGUAGAAGGGGGUGGUAGGGGAGAGAGAGAAGCUGAAGGAGGGUAGGGAGAGAGGCAGAGACUAGGAGAGCUGGUGUGCAAAGGGGCCCCUGCAGGAGACGCACAGCACGGGGGUCCUCCACCUCUUUCCAGCAGCCCUCCGGCCAGCCCUGCUCAGCCAGUCUCUUCUAACUGCCCUUCCCCAACGGCCCUGUUCCUGCUGUUUUCCUGGUCCCUAACCUUUACCUAGCCUGUCUUCUAGAAGUUUUCCCUCUCUCCUAAGUCCUUUUUGCACUUCCUAACUGCAUGCCGUCUUUUGUACAAGAAAACAGAGUGGAGCACUUAGUUCCCUGCAGUAAGAUGGGCAGGGCCAGCUCCAUAUUUUAUACCACUCUAUUAGACAAAGCCUAGCACAGGACUAGGCACAGUAAGCACCAAUAAAGAUUUACAAAUGAACUGAGCCACACAGAUGCAGAGAUUUCAUGCAGAUGUGCACAUGAAGAUCAAAUAUCCCUGGGAGGCCUCCCACACUAAUAGGACACUGACUUGCAGAAGUGCAGGUCCUGCUCUCUAAGCACGUGGUUGCCAGAUGUACAGAGGGAAGGCUUGAGCCCUCUAGGGGGAGAAAGUGGAGCC